AUCCCAGUGCAGGCAACAUUCGCGCGACAUCCGACGGGCGAGAACUUCAGAAAGAACUUAUUGAUUCGGGGGAAAUACGUUUCGACUGUCACGGUUUUCUUCCAAUAAUUUUGCACGAUGCUUUUUCGGUGUUCCUCGUGCCAUUCGUCGACGACCAGUAAUACGCCAACUUAAGAGUUCCGUUUCUUCCUCGUGGUAGAACUUAUAUCAUUGUAUUUGCAUAGUUGCGCACACCUGAAGGCAUAUUCAGUAGAAAAGGCUAUUUCGUAUUUGUAAACACCGAACGGAGACCAAAAUGACUGGUGGAACUACCACUGAAAAGUCUGCUAAUAACCCUUUAGAGCAGUUUGUGUUGCUUGCGAAAACUGCGAAAGGGGCAGCUGCUAUAGAACUGAUAAAGCAAGCUGUAGAAACACCAGGUGUCCAUGUCUUCGGGGAAUUAUUAGAUAUGCCCAAUAUCAAAGAGCUAGAGAGCGGUCCAUAUGUUCAAUAUUGGAAUACUUUGAAUUUAUUUGCUUAUGGUACCUACAAAGAAUAUUUGGAGAACAAAGAUAAAGUUUUGGAAUUAACGCCCACGCAAAAGAAGAAACUGCAGCAUUUAACAAUUGUAACUCUUGCUACAAAGUCCAGGUGUAUACCAUAUUCUGUACUUCUGGAGGAGCUAGAUAUAAAGAAUGUUAGAGAUUUAGAGGAUUUAAUAAUUGAAGCCAUUUAUGCUGACAUCAUACACGGCAAACUAGAUCAAAAGAAUUCACAGUUAGAGGUAGAUUAUGCUGGUUUAGGAAGAGAUGUUAGACCAGCUGAUACAGGAGUGGUAGCUGAAACAUUGGCUGCUUGGGGUGAAGCUUGUGAUACAGUGUUAGCGUGUAUUGAAGACCAAGUUACCAGGGCCAAUCUUGAAAAACAGAAAGCCACUACUCACAAGGAAAGAAUACAAAGAGACAUCGCAGACAUAAAGAAAUCCUUAGCUGCACAAGCUGGAGGAGGCGGUGUGCAGGAAGCUGAUAUGGCUGGAGGUAGUUCAGGAGCAGGAGGAAAUGAAUCCGGUAGAGAAGCUUUAUCAGUUCCACCAGACCUAAAGAAGAAACAACUAAAGAUCAAAGGUAUGAAAAGCAGUGGAUCCACUAAUCCGGUAAGGCACCUCGACGACGAUCCGAUCUUGAAAUGAGAGGUCGGUCUUAGAUGAAAUCUUGUGGGCAUAUCACCAACUCGGUCGGAUUGUUCUGUCUCUGUUCCUGAGUGUGGUACCGGCGUGCGGCAGCAUCGUAUCCUCUGUAUAUUUUGUACUUUUUUGAGAAAUAAAAUGCAUCCCGAAACAUGUCUGACGCUUAUUAUACAAGGUGCACUUCGUUGCGCGUGAACGAGGUAUGAAAAUAAAAUGAUCUACGGCAGGGUACACUUUUCUUCUAUUCAAUAGUAUUACCGAGCAACCAGACUGAUUAAUUGAUACGUUAAUUAAGGAGUCGAAAUCACUGUAUUUGCUGCAAUAUAUUCUGAUAACGAGUAAUGACACUCAUUACAGUAUCCUUUCCCUAUGAUCACGUUAAUAGAAACUAAGCCAAUCGUGCGAUUGGCAAGACGUGUUCACUGCUCUCUAUAAUCGCGUAACGUGACUGUAACGAGGGAAUACUGUAUAUAUUGUAUAUUAAUGUAAUUUUAUGAAACAUACACCAGCGUUCACAUGUUUGGAGAAUUUUUCAAUGUUUAACCCUUUGCCUUAUGAUUUCUCUUUUAACCGUGAUCGAUGGAACCACUUUGUCACCGAUGAUUUAUUGAAUGAAUCAGACAAUUCUGGGCACAUUCUAUACGUACGUUCAUCAUAAAGUAUAAUAAUAAUUGAUAAGAGUAAUAUUUAAUUUGAAUCUGAAAAGACUCGAGUAAUAUCUGUUUCCUCAAUUCUGUUUGAAAUCAUCACCACGAGUCUCGAUGUUACGGGGCAAGGGGUUAAUGAACUUUCGACCUGAAAAGUAUUCGCAAUUCGAUCAUCGAUUGCAAUCGUUUAUGCAGAGUCACAGUAUUCGUUGAAGUCCUAGAAGCUAGAUUUUAUUAUAUUCCAUCGUUGUCUGUGUCUUAUUGUUUCGCAACUGUGUGAAUAUGAAAUUUCUCUUUCGCGUGUGUCGUUUAAACAACGAAUGAUUGUACAUUUAUAGCGUAUACCAUGUAUAGCGAAGUGUUCAAUAAAAUCUAACGAGG
This is a messenger RNA of Nomia melanderi (Alkali bee), 2193 nucleotides long. It is a transcript of the gene CSN7, whose product is annotated as COP9 signalosome subunit 7. The record is from RefSeq and is a predicted model, not a curated record. Gene Ontology annotation, cellular component: COP9 signalosome. Gene Ontology annotation, biological process: COP9 signalosome assembly. NCBI's taxonomy places the organism in Eukaryota, Metazoa, Arthropoda, Insecta, Hymenoptera, Halictidae.